Nymphalis io (European peacock) is the source of this 2092-nucleotide messenger RNA. RefSeq lists its product as uncharacterized. The transcript has 2 exons. NCBI's taxonomy places the organism in Eukaryota, Metazoa, Arthropoda, Insecta, Lepidoptera, Nymphalidae. The record is from RefSeq and is a predicted model, not a curated record. Bases 180 to 986 code for a protein of 268 amino acids.
CCAUUAACUAAUAUGCGUCAUUUGUACUUGAUUAUGGUGUGUUAUUCGAGACGUGUUGUUUCAAAAAUUUUAUUUAUUAACUUGUGUAAGUGAAUGCCUAGUGAAUAAACAUUUUUAGUAAUAAUAUUUAUGAAGGUCGACAUUUCGUAUUCUCUUAAUUCAUAAGUGUAAACAAAACAAUGAAACAAACAAUAAACGAAAAGUCAAAGAAAAAUGGUUAUCAGCUAGAUGAUGAUAAUGUAAGAUAUAAAAUCAACAAAGAAUAUUUCAAUAAUGCCAAUAAGCAAGAACCUAAAAUUUUAAAAAAGCAGAACAUAAAUGAACAAGAUGAUGACAAUGUUCGCUAUAAAUUUCCUUCACCAUCUAAAUCUAAAUUAUUGGAACGGAGACCAAAACCGAAGCCCAAAAUUAAAGUUAAUUUCUGGAGUAAUAAACAAACAGUGAACAGACUUAAUAAAGCUGAUGUAAGAAAGGAAAAGAGCAUUCGCAGGCAUACUGUUAUUGGCAGUGUUGACGAACACACUAGUAAACCAAAAACGUCUGCGGUUAAAGUCCGCAAACGUGUGUCUUUCCUCCCAUCACCACUGUUUCUGGACAAUCAUGUACCAAUGGUUACUGUACCAGAUGAUUUGACGAUACAAUUAAAUGAAGAAGAAGCUAAUGACCUUGGUGAAGACCUUAACCUUGCAAUUAGUAAUAGUAAAUCAACAGAAAAUAAAUCUAAUGAUAAUUCAGGGAGGAAAGGCAGAAGUUCAAUAACACAGACUAGCCCUAGAGUUUCUAAACGUAAGCGGAAUUCUGAGGAUUCAGAUACACGAUCUCAAGGCAAUGAGUAUGAAUUAGAGUUCUUUUCAAAAUAUGUCGUUCAAAAAUUAAGAAGAAUGGAGACAAAUCAGAGAAUUUACUCUGAAAAUUUGAUUAACACAGUUCUUAUGUUAGGUCAACUUGGUGAAUUGAACGGUAAAUCAAAAAUAGGCAAGGCAUAAUAUAUUUACAUAUUAAUUUCUAGUACUUCGAUAUAAUAUAUUUACAAUGUAUUAGUGAAUAACAUUUGGAGAUCUUAUUUUCAUGAAGUAAUACUGUUUAAUAUACUAUAUUUAUAACAUAGUAUAUAAACUGUGACCAUUUCCAGCCAUUAAGUAACUUAUACAUUUAGAUAGUAAUUGAGGUUCUAGGUAAGUUGGUUUUGAAUUGUUUCUUGUUUAGUAUUUAACCAAGUCAAUUGAAGGCUUACAGAAUUAUCAAAAUGUUGUUGCAUUCAUUGUCUUACAGAUUAACUUGUACUAAAACUACAAAAAUACUCUUGAAAUGUGAAUUUGUUUGAGAUUGAAGUGUAGUUUAAUUGUUGUUUAUUAAAUUCAAUUUGUAUAAAACUAUAUUUCCUAAAUUCCUUAAAUUAGGUAAUCGAUGAAGUUUAAAGUAUACUAUUAAUAUUAAAUUAAGUUUGUACAUUGUUCAGAUUUAUCUAAAAAUUGUAUCUUAAUAAAAGAAAACAGAUUCUUUAUUAAAGAGUUGACAUGUUGCAUAUAUUUAUGUACAUAUCAUGUUUUUAACUUGUAGAUUUUUCCAUGUGUAAAUGAAUAAUUAAUUAUAUUAUUGUAAGUAUAAAAGAGUGUUAAAAUAUGAGGAACAUUUAUCUGUGAAAUGUUAGUUUGUUUUUAAUUUAAUCAUUCAUACUAAAUGAAUAGGUUUCUGUGAUGUUUUUACAUGAAAAGUAUAUUAACAGUUUAUUGUAAACUUUUUUAAUUUGCUAGUUGAAGCUAGAUUUUUUCCUAUAAAACGCACAGUUUAAAUUAUUUCUAUUUACUGUUUAUGUAAAUUAAGUAAGAAAAAUAUAUAAAUAUUUGUUUAUACUGGUUCUAUAAGAUUUAGGCAUUUUGAAUGUUUCCAAAAUAGAUUUGUUAGUUUUACUUUGAUUGUGAAUAAUAAUAAUGAGUUCUAUAUUUCAAUAUUUACGGUAGGUUAGUGAAAUUCUUUCACACUACACUUUUCGACCUCUGUGUUUACCGAAAUCAUUUUAGGGUUUUCUGUUGAUGGUCCUAUUUGUUUGUAUGAGAAUGGACUGCCUUACUAAUAAAUCAUUUUCGAGGAA